AUGCCCACCUCCACGCUCCGGCAGCGGCGUAAGUCCGGCGGCGGGUCGCGUCCGUUGAAGCCGAAGUCGUCCGCGCGCGGGCGGACCUCUAGCGGUGCGGCGGCGGCUGUGCUAGAAGUGCUGGGCGUGCGCAAGCUGCGCGGCGACCCAGCGCGCUCGCCCGACGAGCGGCGCGCGUGGCGCGUGGAUCUGCUCGUCGCGGCGAUGCUCCUUCUAGUCGCGCUGGCGACGCGCUUCUACCGGCUGGCCGUGCCGGCCAAGAUCGUGUUCGAUGAGUGGCACUUUGCGGCAUUCGUCGACAACUACCUGUCCGGGAAAUAUCUGUUCGACAUUCACCCCCCCUUCGGCAAGCUGACGCUCUCGCUAGCUGCCAAGCUUGGUGGGUACGUCAACCGGAACUACACGUUCAAUAACCUAGGGCAGCCGUACGGUGACCUCGUGUAUUACCCGCAGCGCGUGGUGUCCGCCUCCGUCGGCAGCCUGAUCCCGUCGGUGAUGUACCUCAUCGCGCGUGCGCUGGGACUUGACCCGCUCGUCAGCGCGACGGUCGGCGCCAUGCCGCUACUCGACAUGCUGCUGUGCAUCGAGAGCCGGCUGAUACUGACGGACUCGCAGCUGGUGCUGUACAGCCAGCUGGCGUUGUUGUGCGCGCUGUAUUUGUGGGCUACGCCCAAGUCGACGCCGAAGAGAUACAUGUGGCUGACGUUGACGGCGGUGUUCGGGGCGUGCGCGGUGUCCACGAAGUGGACGGCGAUCGUGACGCCCGGCUUGAUCGCGCUGGUGUCCCUGACGGGAGCCAUCUUUCCGCUGGAGGGACCCCUCGACUUGCUGGAGAUGGCGUACGCGGGCGCAUUAGCCAUCGGGAUCUACAUGGGCACGUUCUGGGUUCAUUUUCGGCUGCUCCCCUUAUCUGGCCCCGGGGAUGCAUUCAUGCCGAUCGAGUUUCAGCAAACGCUGGUGGGCAGCGAGUACUACAGGCAGAACGACGCAAGCAAAGUGGCGGCGCCGGGGUUUGUGGAGAACUUUCGGUACCUUAACUGGGAGAUGCUGCGCGCGAACAGCGCGAUCGAGAUGCGGCAUCACUGGGAGAGCGCGUGGCACGAGUGGCUGUACAACGCGCGUGGCAUUCUCUACAUCGACGAAGACGCGGGCAGUGGCAACCGGGAGAUGAUCUACCUCAUCUCCAACCCUGUCCUGACGGUAGUGAGCGGGUGCGGGGUGCUGUUCGGGUUGUCCCUCCUCCUGGCGACGCCCGUGAUUCUGUGGCGGGGCCGCAUGUCCGGGGCGCUGUCGGCCGUGCGCAAGCGCGCGGGCGUCGUCUUCGUUCUCGUCUCCGGAUGGGUGCUCAACCUCGUGCCUUACAUCGGCGUGCGGAGGUGCACGUUCCUGUACCACGUGCUGCCCGCCCUGCAGCUGGCGAGCCUUUUGGCGGGCGUGGCGCUCCAGACGGUGCCAAGCCGGCGCGUGCGCACCGCGCUCUGCGUGGCGGUAGUGGCGGCUAUGGCCGCCGCGUUCUGGUACUGGCGCGCGUGGACUUACGCGUUGGAGAGGAGCUACGACGAACUCAAAGCGCUGCGAUGGAUGCCAAGGUGGGAUUAG
Messenger RNA from Chondrus crispus (carragheen), 1599 nucleotides. RefSeq names its product Dolichyl-phosphate-mannose--protein mannosyltransferase, family GT39. NCBI's taxonomy places the organism in Eukaryota, Rhodophyta, Florideophyceae, Gigartinales, Gigartinaceae. Gene Ontology annotation, biological process: protein O-linked glycosylation. Bases 1 to 1599 code for a protein of 532 amino acids. The record is from RefSeq and is a predicted model, not a curated record. Gene Ontology annotation, molecular function: mannosyltransferase activity. Gene Ontology annotation, cellular component: membrane. The transcript is spliced from 2 exons.